GCUUCUAGGCCGUUCCGAGCAGUUCGUCGCUAAGUGGUGGCAGAAAGAUGAGCGAGAGGUUCCUCGUCCCUGGGGAGUCCACGAGUACAUGUCCAAGGAGCUCGGGUCAAAGACAGCCACGAGCCAAGCGACUCUAUCGGAGAACUCAGAGGUGACCACAGCUGCCUGGUGGCGCGACAUCGAAGUCCGGCGGAAGUACCAUGUGGAUCCAGAUGUCUACGAUGAGCUCCUGAACAACACGGAGUGGAAGUCGUCCGCUGCCCGCACGCGGGACUUCUCCACCGGAGCUUCCCACGUCAAGUACGACAAGGAGGGCAAGAUGAAGGUGCAGGGCAACCAGAGCGCCAGAUAUGCUAAAGGCUCAUCGCCAGCCUUCGACAAGUUGCUCCAGAAGUUCUUCUCGGAGUAUGGCAUAGCGGAGCGGACUUCGGGCAUUGGCCUCAACUGGUAUCCAGAUGGCGACUCUGUUCUGGGAAGUCACCGCCAUGACUGCUGGACAGCCCUGUUCUCUUUUGGCUAUGAGCGCAUUCUGACGAUUGACAAGACGCCACUGCUUCUCCAAGACUGCGACUUAGUCAUCUUUGGCACGCAGCGCCACGGCGUACCCAAGAUGCCCGAGAUCAAGGGCGGGCGAAUAACAGUGCCCAUCUUCUUCUACCCGACCCACAUGCAGAUGAAGAAGCAGUGGCAAACUCUGACAGAUCCGGAAGAUCCCCGGCGCUCCAACGAGCUGGCGAAACUGUUGAGGGAGUGCUUCCUGGACAGGAGCUCAGGAGGAAUAAGCUACGUGCUCGUGGAAAAGGAGGAUUCCUGCAGGAAGAUUGUAAAGGUCAUGGCAGCGGGGACGCGAGGCCGCGCGGUGAUGCAACUCGCUGGUGAUGUCAUCUACAACUUCUUCACCGGCUACUAUCAGGAAGCCGUGCCCACGUCCACAGAAAGAGAGGCCAUCAGGCAGAAGAAUCAGCUCGACGUGAUUAAGCUGGUUCUAGAGCACGUGGUGGGCCCCGGUGACUUCUUCUCGUCUGACGAGCGUUGGGAAUUUGCCGCAGAGGCUUAUGCAGCUUGGGGAGCCUGCAAAGGCUGUCUUGCUGCAAAGCAGCAGGGUAUUACGCAAGGAGUCCCGUUUGCCCAGUACAAUCACGACGAGAUUGAUCACGUCUAUGUCACCAACGGUCCAUUCAGAGACAUUGCGCAUGCAAUCGUCAACCAUCAACAGAUGCUAGACAAGCCUUUCUUUGACAGUGUCUUGGAGCGACUGGAACAGUAUCAUACUGCAAGCAAAGUUGCCGGAAAUGAAUAUGGACCAGAUGAGUACAAAGCAAUGGCCAUAGAGCUUGCCACGGUCGCAGCACUUUGCUCCGGCAUCAGAGCCUUCUUCGCUGCCUCUGGGUUGCCCUGCCCCGAGCUCCCGGAGAAGCCCAGGGUCUGCCAGCCAGCUCAGUUCAAGAGUGUCUCGAACUACGCCGUGGGUCCCUUGAACACGAACAUGGCCAUAGCAUGGGGUCCGUAUUUGAAUGCCUCGCAACUCCGGGAAGACGUUGCAGGACGAUCCGACUUCGACAAGACAACGUGGAUGUUUGCUACAGCAGACGAUGCAGCUCCCACAUCAAAAGCCUCCGCAUCGCCUCUGACUUGCAUGGAUUUCCUCCGCCUUGCCAAUGUCAUGUACUUUCCAGUGGAAGAUGCAACAAGGUUCUUCAAAGUGCCCGGCGAGGAUCGACACUUGACGCGCGGCCAGCUUGAAAUUGCUGCAGCCGUCUACACCAGGACCAAGUCUUGCGGCUACUGA
Molecule: messenger RNA, 1789 nt
Organism: Symbiodinium pilosum
Lineage: Eukaryota; Dinophyceae; Suessiales; Symbiodiniaceae
Source: the annotation of a GenBank genome assembly